This is a messenger RNA of Brachypodium distachyon (stiff brome), 1284 nucleotides long. RefSeq lists its product as uncharacterized. Lineage: Eukaryota; Viridiplantae; Streptophyta; Magnoliopsida; Poales; Poaceae. The transcript has 4 exons. The record is from RefSeq and is a predicted model, not a curated record. Bases 1 to 1134 code for a protein of 377 amino acids.
AUGAAGUGGGACGAGAUCACCGACUCCUACUACACGGAUGAUGAUGAUGAUUAUUUCGUCGACUUGGCCGACCUGCGCUUGGCCAACUCUGAUGAAGAGGACGAAGCUAUGACAGACGAUGAAGUGGGGGAGACAAAUUGCCCAGGGAAGAAAUACCCGAGGGAGAAACAUGCACAAGUAGCUAGGAUAUGGUUUGCGGCUCUCCGGAAAGAGAUGGGAGAAUACACAGAACUGGUGCAGAAGCUUGUAGCCGAAGGAUGUGAUAAUAAUAUCAAACCUAUCCUUCCUCCUUAUCCUUUGAAAGUAUUCCCUGAGGUAACAGGUCUGUGCGUUGCUCGGUCCGACUGCCACCACCGACAAUACAGAACCCAUGACACUUCCACCACCAAAUCAAUGCUUGGAUAUAGUGAACCAGAUCUGAUGCUACAGGUCUUCUCAGUGCACUUAUCAAGCUCUGAAUCAUAUCCUGUUAGUGUCUAUGGAAUAAUUGCUGUUCGGGAUGACUUCAAGCCGCUUCGAAAUUAUGUAUUUAACCGUCCCUGCCGAGACGAUGCUGUCACCCUUGAUCAGGAUUCCUUUGCAUUACCUCUUUGUAGCCCUUGUCGAGGAAUGUAUAUACUGGAUGCUGCAUUAGUAGAAGUUGAUCUCUGGGUAAAGAAGGAAGGGGAUGGAUCUGAAGACAAACAAUUACUUUCUGCGUAUGCUGAGAUUUCGUGUGACCCCCCUUAUAAUCAUAAGAUUAUUGGACAGAUUCGUAGUGGCCUAUUCAGCUUGAACAUAGGCUUCAUGUUAUUUACAGAGAGUGUCGAGGCUGUAAUACAAGUCUUUGCAAAGGUUGAUGAUAGUCAUCAUCUGAGGUUUGCUGCUUUCAGCAGUGGCUCUGACCAUGAAAUUGUACUGUUUGAUGACAACUUCUCUGGGAAUAAGAAACUGUUUGAGCAUGUAGUUGCGGUGAAGACACAAGAGAAAUUGGAUGUUUGCUUAAAAUUGGAGGAGUCGUUGUUUUGGUGGACUUUCCAGGAUGGACAUGUUGAAGCAAUUCGGAAGCCUGAUGACUCUAUAUUAAUGUAUGGCCAGUUUAAUGUGAGAGUGUUGCUUGCUCCAAAGAACUCGUACCCUGAUUGGCUGAGAUAAGCAUGAUACAUGAAGUCAUCCCUUCUCUUAAUAUCUGUGUUUCAUCUCUUUAUUAAGUAGCACCUGAAUAUCUAUUUCACAUUGGUGUGACAAAACAGCAUAAGUUUGAGGUCAGACUUGUGUGUGGGCUUAGAUAUAUUGAACUGCAGC